AAUAUCAAAGUGAAGCCAGAUACAAAACCUGUCUUCAGAAAGGCAAGACCAGUGCCAUACGCACUAAAAGACACAGUUGAAAAAGAGCUAGAUAGGCUGGAAAAAGCUGGUAUUAUCUCAAAGAUAGACCAUAGUCAGUGGGCUGCCCCGAUAGUAGUUGUACCCAAAUCAGACAAGUCAAUUCGUAUCUGUGGAGACUAUAAAGUCACGGUUAAUCAAAGCGUGGAAGAGGAGACCUAUCCACUACCGAACGCCGAGGAUCUCUUCGCCACACUGGCCGGGGGCACUCUCUUUAGCAAAUUAGAUCUCUCACAUGCCUACCAACAGCCUGAGUUAGGGAAGGACUCAGAGAAGUAUUUAACAAUAAAUACCCACAAAGGACUGUAUGUUUAUCACAGACUUUCAUAUGGAGUGUCGAGUGCACCUUCUAUGUUCCAGAAUGUGAUGGACCAGAUACUACAAGGCUUAGAGCAUGUGACCUGCUUCCUCGAUGACAUACUAGUCACAGGCAGAACAAGAGAGGAGCACCUGAGGAACCUAGAUGAGGUUUUGAGCCGACUGGAGAGCUACGGGGUAAGAGUGAAAAGAGCAAAAUGUGACUUCAUGCAGGAGAAAGUAGAGUACCUGGGGCAUCUGAUAGAUAAAGAGGGACUUCACCCCACUGAGACAAAGGUUGCCGCCAUCGUAAAUGCACCCCAGCCCACAAACGUCACAGAGCUACGGUCAUUCCUAGGACUGUUAAACUAUUAUGGCCGUUUCAUGAAAGAUCUGUCGACCAUAUUGCAGCCACUACACCAACUCCUGAAGAAGGAAGUCGAAUGGAAAUGGACACCAGAGAGUGCAGCAGCAUUCAAGGCUGCCAAAGAACAGUUAGUGAAAAGCUCAGUAGUAGUACACUACGACACGCAGAAACCACUGAGAUUAGCUUGUGACGCAUCCCCUUAUGGGAUAGGUGCGGUAAUGUCACACAUAAUGGAAAAUGGGGACGAGAAACCAAUCGCCUUUGCGUCACGUACGUUGACAGAGGCAGAGAGUAAAUAUAGUCAGAUAGAGAAGGAGGCGUUGGCCAUAAUAUUUGGCGUGACCAAAUUUCAUAAAUAUCUCUAUGGCCGCAAAUUCAGUUUAAUAACUGACCACAAACCCCUCCUUGCCAUCUUAGGACCCAAGUCAGAAAUCCCUACACUAGCCGCUUUGCGUAUGCAGAGAUGGGCACUGAGGCUUAUGGCUUAUGACUACAGUAUAGAGCCGUACUUCAACCGAAGGAAUGAACUGUCUGUGGAACAAGGAUGCAUUCUGUGGGGAAUUCGAAUUAUCAUCCCACCAGCACACAGAGAACGACUACUGUACGACCUACACCAAGGGCACCCCGGAGGGUGCAGGAUGAAAAGUUUGGCGAGGAGCUAUUUAUGGUGGCCUCAGUUGGACAGUGAUAUCGAACGUGCAGUGCAGCAAUGUGAUGCUUGUCAGAGUGUGAGGAAACUACCAGCAGUAGCACCACUACAAUGCUGGCAGUGGCCUACGAGAGUGUGGCAGAGGCUACAUAUUGACUUUGCAGAGAAGGAUCAGCAACACUUUCUAGUGUUAGUAGACAGUCAUUCAAAAUGGCUUGAGGUGAUCCCCAUGGCAACAACUACCGUCGCCAAAACGAUCGAAGUGCUGCGGAGCAUCUUUUCGUCCUACGGUCUUCCUGAGGAGAUCGUCUCGGACAACGGUCCACAAUUCACCUCACUGGAGUACAAAACAUUCCUGAAAAGCAACGACAUUAAGCAGACCUUGGUGCCAGCUUACCAUCCUGCUUCUAAUGGUGCCGCAGAGAGAGCAGUCCAGACGGUGAAAGCU
Messenger RNA from Lampris incognitus (smalleye Pacific opah), 1839 nucleotides. RefSeq lists its product as uncharacterized. The transcript is spliced from 2 exons. The record is from RefSeq and is a predicted model, not a curated record. The annotation marks the transcript as partial. NCBI's taxonomy places the organism in Eukaryota, Metazoa, Chordata, Actinopteri, Lampriformes, Lampridae. Gene Ontology annotation, molecular function: nucleic acid binding. Gene Ontology annotation, biological process: DNA integration.